UCGGCUCGUCUGUCUUGUUGUUGUUGUCAGCGCAGCGGAACCUCACCACCAUGCCGCUCGAUGAGCACUCAAUCGCGGGUAUGGACGGUGACAGUAGCGGUAGACGGCGGAGAGCUUGGCUCGGCUCGACGCUUUCGCCGCAUCCGGCCCUCGGGAGCUCGUGCGCGGCCAGGAGCCUGGCGGCGGCAGCGGUAGGGGGUAGAAAGAUCACGCAUCCCGGGAAGGCCAUCCUAGCAGGUGGGAUUGCAGGCGGGAUCGAGAUUUGCAUCACCUUCCCGACAGAGUACGUGAAGACUCAGCUACAGUUGGACGAGCGAGCCAACCCGCCGCGCUAUCGGGGCAUCGGUGACUGUGUUAAGCUGACCGUGCAGGAUCACGGUCUUCGAGGCCUGUACCGAGGGCUCAGUUCGCUGCUCUACGGAUCCAUCCCUAAGUCGGCUGUCAGAUUCGGCACCUUCGAAAUUCUCAGCAACCCCAUGCGUGACGCCACGGGUCGGCUGGAUAACACACGCAGCCUUUUGUGUGGCUUGGGGGCCGGCAUCACAGAGGCCAUCGUCAUAGUAUGCCCCAUGGAGACACUCAAGGUGAAGUUGAUCCACGACCAAUGCUCGAUGAGGCCCCGGUACCGUGGCUUCUUCCACGGUGUCAGCGAGAUCAUCAGGGAGCAAGGUGUCAGGGGGACCUAUCAAGGCCUGACGGCCACCGUGCUCAAGCAGGGAACCAAUCAGGCUAUCCGGUUUUAUGUGAUGAACGCGCUACGCAAUUGGUACAAAGGGGAUGAUCCUAGAAAGGAAAUGCACCCAAUUGUCACAGCUAUGUUUGGAGCCACGGCUGGAGCCGCUAGCGUUUUUGGCAACACACCACUAGAUGUGGUCAAGACCAGGAUGCAGGGUCUAGAUGCACAUCGCUACAAAAAUACUGUAGACUGCGCCUUCCAGAUCCUCAAGCAGGAAGGACCGCAAGCGUUCUAUAAGGGAACAGUUCCCAGGCUGGGACGCGUGUGCUUGGACGUGGCCAUCGUUUUUGUCAUCUACGAGGAGGUGGUUAAGCUGCUUAACAAUGUUUGGAAGACCCAGUAGGACAACUUCAGGAUUCCUAAAGAGACUGGCAAAAGUUCUUCGGAAACAACCGAACCAGACACUUGGUCAUGAGUCAUGACGCUUUAGGAGCAUUUUCCAGCACUACAACAAAAUAACUGAGGACAGAUUGUGAAGAGUGACAAAGGGAGGGGGGGCAGACAAUCACUAACGGCAACUCUCCAAGAGCAGAGUCACUAAACACCUUGUGGUUGUUUGCUGGAUUUAAAAAAAAAAAAAAUUGCCAGACAGCACGAUUCAUACAGGCAAUCAUUAACACAUUGGUUGUUAUUGACAGUGAUAGACGUCCAAUAUGUUUGAAUGCCCAUUGAUGGCAGUAAAUGAAUGGACUUGGCCCAUUUUUACCUAAUCAUACGUAGUGUUGGGUUGGAGGGGGUGAUUUGUUUGUACUGAAAGCACCUUUGGGUUUAGGACAGACAGGAAAAAAAUGGUUGCACAUUUACACAUGCACAGUCUAGACACCUUGCUUGAUGCUAACAGGUCUAAUUUCACAUUUUAUCCUUUUUCAUCACCAUGAGUUUUAUGUUGCUUUCCAGAGGUGAAUUGUUAGUAGCUAAAUGCUAAGUCAAGCUGUCUCACUUGAUGCUAACAGAUCUGUUGUUCUGAUUAAGGCAAAAAACAGCUUAUCCAAGACUUUAAUAUUUUACACUUGUCACUUUUCAUUGUUAAUUCAAACUUAUUUUUGGGGGAGGAGUGUGGGGUUGUACAAUUGUGGGUUAGCCAUACGCCAAGUCCAAAUGUCCCAUUAAUUGUCUCGCUAGAUUUAUACCGUGCAAUAGCAUAUAUAGCUUUUCACUCGGUCACUAGUGAUGUAUGCUGCUGCUUUAGGGGCAAUGUUAGCCACAUGCUAAUUACAUCGGUUUUAAUACUAACAUUGUUAGUAACAGGCUCUUUGUUGUGCUGUUCCAAGACAGUUAACUCUUUCAGUGCCAUUGACGAUGACAUUAAAUCGUGGCUUUUUUCAUCGUGCGAAAUGAAAUGAGUUUGUCACAAGUAGAUGUCUCAUCUAUUUGAACUGGGAGGGCUGGCAGCGAACUAACCCUCCAAAUUCAAAUGGAUUGGACGUCUAUGGCCGGCAAUGGCAGCCAAUAGGUGAAGAGGCUUAUUCCAGAAGUUACCGAGUAUUUAAAACCACUCUGCCUUGCACAGCUGAAGCCUUCAGAGUCCCCGCAUUUUUUUUUUUUUUUUUUUGCGAGACAACAAA
This is a messenger RNA of Corythoichthys intestinalis (scribbled pipefish), 2301 nucleotides long. It is a transcript of the gene slc25a1a, whose product is annotated as solute carrier family 25 member 1a. The coding region runs from base 51 to 1079 and encodes 342 amino acids. The record is from RefSeq and is a predicted model, not a curated record. Gene Ontology annotation, molecular function: citrate secondary active transmembrane transporter activity. Gene Ontology annotation, cellular component: mitochondrion. Gene Ontology annotation, biological process: mitochondrial citrate transmembrane transport. NCBI's taxonomy places the organism in Eukaryota, Metazoa, Chordata, Actinopteri, Syngnathiformes, Syngnathidae. The transcript is spliced from 9 exons.